Truncatella angustata is the source of this 2103-nucleotide messenger RNA. RefSeq lists its product as uncharacterized. The transcript is spliced from 3 exons. The record is from RefSeq and is a predicted model, not a curated record. NCBI's taxonomy places the organism in Eukaryota, Fungi, Ascomycota, Sordariomycetes, Amphisphaeriales, Sporocadaceae. Gene Ontology annotation, molecular function: metal ion binding. The coding region runs from base 241 to 2103 and encodes 620 amino acids.
GUUGCCUCUAUGAUAGUAUAUCAUCUCAUCUUCUGUGGCUCAUCCUCUGUCCCGUUCUAGACGUUCAAGUCUUCUGGUUGGCAGUCUGAUCACGUUCCAUUGCUCCGAAUGGAUGCUGUAUUAUUAAUAGCUUGUGCCCAGCUCCGUUUGCUCUUGUUCUAUUCCUUUGGUUGAAAGUAAUUGUCCGUUGUUACCCCAUGUCUCUGACAACCCAGCCCAACUCAUCAAUAUCCAUUCACCAUGGACACCUCAUUCUCACCUAUUCCUGCCGGUCCUGCCAUGAAUCCACCCUCCGAAGUUUCUUACUCCUCUGAAGCCUCUUGUGCCUCAACUCGAACCACUUCUUCAGCUACCUCCUUGCAACCAUCUUCUCCUCUUGCUGAUCUCCAGCAAUUCACGACUACGAGUAUAGAGACCGCCAGCAACGACCUGCCUGAUCCUAAGCCGAAUAUGGAGCGUAACGCAUUCGAGUCGGUCAAUAUGCGUCGCGGCAAGCUUGUUGCUGAGCGUGGUAACGAGAUAUGUACUACCACUAACGCUUCUCAGUUCCAGCGAUCACUUCAGCAGCCUCAAGCUUCACGAACGGGCGGUUCCAUUUGUUCUCAGGCUUCACGAAGCCUUACUUCUAAUAACUGGCGAACACAGCAUUUGAUUGAGAACGCAUAUGGUCCCUUCGAACCUGCUGGCAGUAGUCUAAAUGUUCAAGCUAGUCGUGGUAUUAGUUCCUAUCCCGUCAGACCUCCAUCUAGAAUGGAACAACAUGCUCCUCUGAUGGCAUACCCCAAUAUGGCUACCUUUUCCGAUACCCAGCUUGAUUCGAGCUAUGCAUACUGCUUCGAUCGUGGUAAUGGCCAGUACACGCGACUCAUCCCGGCCGACAUGUUGCCUCCCCUUCAGAACAUCCCAGCUCUACAGCAAGGCUGCCAAGGCAUGAUUGUGAUGCCUAUGCCUCGUGAUUUCCUGUCAAACGGCCGGCCCAGCAGCACCGAGCCAGUCACAUUGAAAACUUCCCCUGUCACCUCUACAGCCCCUGCGGAUAAUAUCCAGGUGAGUCUGUCUUUGCGUCAACGAGCUCCGAUCGGCAUGAAUAAGGCAUCUUCAAAUCCAGGCAAUUGUUCAGACUUACCUAUCCAUCCCGCUUCUCUAACAUCUUCAUCUGCAAUCACUGCUGCUGCUGCCCCUUCCAACUACAACCCUCUUAAUCCCUUUCAAAGGAAGUUGUCUGCAAGCCUUGCGGCUAAUGCGCCAUCUUUCACCCCAACACAGUCCCGAAUCGAUACUAUCGUCGCAUCGAUACCGUCUACUCCGACACCACACAGCCAUCACGGUUUGACAGGGUCUUCAUUGGCCAAUAACUCCAAACAAGGCACAUCAUUGUUACCAUGCAGCGCUCAACACCACCAACACCAGCGUCGACCCAAGAUCUACUGCGAUAAAUGGGUUCACGAGGGUGUCUGUGCUUUCACUCAGCAAGGAUGCAAGUACAAGCACGAGAUGCCAUUCGACAAGGUCACGCAACACCAACUAGGUCUUUUCCAUGGUCUUCCAGCUUGGUGGAAGAAGCAGCAGGCGGAAAUCGCAAGACAACGAGAUGUACCUCAGAGUACAAGCACCGAAGGUCUUGCCGAAGGCAACACUUCUGGUGUCCAAAGUGGACUGGCGAUGGGAGAAAGUAUUGGUUUCGGCGUCAAUGGACAACCGAGCAACGUCUUUGGUAAUGCCAGCCGCGAAAAUUUUGGUAGUUCUACCACAAUUGGUCUGGGUUGGAAGCAGCAGAGUGAUCAGGAGCUGGACAAAAACAACGACAACAAUGACCAGGUGCAGGACAGGAUAAGCUUGAGCUCUGGUAACAUCACAACCGUUCAUGUUAGUGCACAUGAUGGUUGCCCGAGUUUCCGCUCUUCUAUCUGGAAUCCUUCUCCGUUCGGCCCCAUAGCGCCUCCUCAGCGCACCGUAAUCCGACCUUCUCUUCCUCCACUCGGUCCUCCACCAAGCCUGAUGACCGGACAAGCUACCGUCAACACCAAGAACCCAUAUGCCUCUCUUGAUACUAUAGACUGUGGCAAGUCCGAGACUCCUCCCAACAGUGCUCGACUUGACUGA